Molecule: messenger RNA, 620 nt
Organism: Didymella exigua CBS 183.55
Lineage: Eukaryota; Fungi; Ascomycota; Dothideomycetes; Pleosporales; Didymellaceae
Exons: 1
Coding region: 162-524 (120 amino acids)
Source: RefSeq, a predicted model, not a curated record
AAAUUAGCGAAGAGCGACGUGCAUGUUCAUAGGAAAGAGCGCCCCACUAGCGCGGUGCCAUUCCGUUCCGCCUUACUCCACCGCUCCUGCCAGAAACAGCAACCCGAAAAUCGCUGUCAUCCGCAGCCUCGCACCAAGUAUAUGUGCCGCUUUGCAACUCCAUGACGCGGGGCCCCGGACAUCACCCCAGACGUUCUCUAUCCAUGACCCACACGAUAUCCACUUGCUUGCUAAGCAUCCUGUCUUUGCUUGCUUCUCGCGAAUCAAGGCCUUCUCGUCCACGGCAAUCCGAGGUCAGCGUACAGCAGGCGGCCAUGGCGCUGUCUGGGCGUGCGUCAACGGCAGCUCAAGUGGCUCGAGCACGGGUGACAGGUAUGGGUAAGCGAGAGAAUGAGACGACAGCGCAGCAGUCUGAAGAUGCAAUGAGUUUGGAUAUUGACGGUGAGGUGGAAGCUGUGUGUGUGUGCCGAGGGAAUGAUGGGGCUGGAUGCAGCAAGUGUAAAACACAUGGCUUCCCACAAUGAUCAUUGCAGGUGCACCUUCGGUAACGACACGACCGCAAGCGUGAAUGCGUUCAACAAAGAUCGUCAACGGCUAUACACCGAUGUGACCUUAGUUUG